AUGUGCAACUCCCAAACCGCAAAAUUCACCCGCUGCGGAUGCAUCGUAUCCAAGGCUCCUGUGGUCUGCGAACUGGGCGAGUCGUGCCCAUUAUACAACAAAAUGGAGAUUGUCGAUGAGGACCAUCUUUGCCUUGAGUGUUAUUUGGACGCUGGGGGAGAGGCUCGGUGGUGGCGUCUGGUGAAGGAGUUGGGUGCUGAGGAGGUGGUAGUGGAAGGGAAUGAUGAGAGAGAGGAGAAGGAGGGGAACAAACAGGAUCAAGCACUGAAUGAUUCGGAAGAAUCAGAAGAAUCAGAAGACACACUGGAAGAAGUGGAAAUAGCUGAGAACACCUACAAGGAAAAAGUUGAGGCAGAACCUGCAGAACCUGACUAUGGGGUGGACGUGUCGAGGGAUUGCUAUCCUCCUGUUACCGUCACUUUGGCGGAUCUCCAGCUGAGAAAGGAGGAGCGGAAAGAGGCAGAGGUGGCGAAGUUGAAGGUGUUGUAUGGAGAGGAUUAUUUCGAGGGAAUUUGA
Aspergillus affinis is the source of this 516-nucleotide messenger RNA. RefSeq lists its product as uncharacterized. Bases 1 to 516 code for a protein of 171 amino acids. Lineage: Eukaryota; Fungi; Ascomycota; Eurotiomycetes; Eurotiales; Aspergillaceae. The transcript has a single exon. The record is from RefSeq and is a predicted model, not a curated record.